GAGCGCGCACACGCGCCGGCGAACCCGGAAGUGCCCGUGCGGCGGAGCCGGAGCGGGAGGGGCUGCCUGCGCGGGGCUCGGGCGGCCCGGCCGGCCCGGUGGGGGCGGUGGCUGUGCGGGGGGCGCGGAGCCUUCGGAAGUGCUUGGAAGGGCAGUGCUUGACCUGUAAUACAGAUAUCCUCCAGAAUGCUGGAGUCCUAUGUAACUCCUAUUUUGAUGAGUUACGUGAAUCGCUACAUAAAGAACUUGAAGCCUUCAGAUCUACAGUUGUCACUGUGGGGAGGAGAUGUUGUACUUAGUAAACUUGAGUUAAAGCUGGAUGUACUUGAACAGGAGCUGAAACUACCGUUUACUUUUUUAAGUGGGCAUAUUCAUGAACUUCGGAUUCAUGUACCAUGGACAAAAUUGGGAUCAGAACCAGUUGUCAUCACUAUCAAUACAAUGGAAUGCAUCUUAAAAUUAAAGGAUGGAGCUCAGCAAGAAGACCAUGAAAGUUGUGGUUCCAGUUCAACAAACCGCAGUACCACAGAAAGCAUCAAGUCAGCAGUAAAACCACGACGAGUUCAGCAGUCUGCUUCUCCUGACUCCGAUUUACCUCCAGGUUAUGUUCAGAGUUUGAUUAGGCGUGUUGUAAACAAUGUCAACAUUGUGAUCAACAAUCUCAUAUUAAAGUAUGUGGAGGAUGAUAUUGUUCUGUCAGUCAACAUCACUUCUGCAGAAUGCUAUACAGUGGAUGAGUUUUGGGAUCGAGCAUUUAUGGACAUAUCUGCCACCGAUCUGGUACUGAGAAAGAUGAUCAACUUCUCUGACUGCACAGUAUGUCUUGAUAAGAGAAAUGCUAGUGGUAAAAUUGAAUUUUACCAGGAACCUCUGCUCUACAAAUGUUCCUUCAAGACUCGUAUGCAUUUUACUUAUGACAACCUCAACUCCAAAAUGCCAUCUAUUAUUAAAAUUCACACAUUAGUUGAAAGUUUGAAACUUUCCAUCUCUGAUCAGCAACUUCCUAUGUUUAUACGUGUAAUGCAACUUGGGAUUGCUCUUUAUUAUGGAGAAAUAGGCAACUUCAAAGAUGGGGAAGGUGAAGAUUUGAUUUGCCACACUAAAGAUAUAUUGGGAAAUAUCACAGGCACAGAAGAUGAAACAAGCUCUGUGAUGCAACAUUCUACACAUUAUAUUAAUCAAGACCCUUAUUUGCAUCAAGACGAUGACCAGCAGCAAGGGUGGGUUUCUUGGGCUUGGUCUUUGGUUCCUGCUAUUGUGAGUUAUGAUGAUGAAGAGAAUGAUUCUAGUGGAACUGAUGAUGGAACAAUGCUACAUCAGCAGAAAUCUCAGUCCCUCAAGGAUCCCGUUAUUUCAAUUGGGUUUUACUGUACAAAGGCAACAGUGACAUUUAAGCUCACUGAAAUGCAAGCUGAAAGUAGUUAUUACAGCCCUCAGAAAGUAAAAUCCAAAGAAGUUAUAUGCUGGGAACAAGAAGGAACCACGGUUGAGGUCCUUAUGAAAGGUGAACUUUUCUUUGAUUGCCAAAUAGGUUUUGUUGGUUGCCAAGCUAUAUGCCUUAAAGGAAUAAUGGGAAUUAAAGAUUUUGAAGACAACGUGAGUAGGAGUGAUGAAGAGGCCUACUUCUUUAACUGUGGAGAAAAUUUGAGCGCAAAAGGGAUGACAUACCUUACCAACUCACUAUUUGAUUACAGAAGUCCAGAAAAUAAUAGUAUACGUGCGGAAUUUAUAUUGGAUGCAGCUCAUCAUAAGGAGAUGUACACAGAGGUAGCUGGAAUGCAGAGGUUUGGGGCUUUCUACAUGGAUUACUUGUACACAAUGGAAAGCACCAGUAGCAAAGUUUCUGGAAAUCAGCAAGACCUUUCUUCAGUAAAGAGUGAAGAAUUUGGAAAUGUUCAGGAGAUGUCUACAAAAAACCUUAUUGUGGGCCCACUCAAUCUUCGAUUGGAUAGCAGUGCGGUACACCGGAUAAUGAAAAUGAUAGUUUGUGCUCUGGAACAUGAAUAUGAGCCAUACAGCAGAACUAAUCCAGAUAUUAUGGAUGGAAACAGAACUAUGCCAAGCUCGGAGGAAGUAGUAUCAUUGGAGGAAUACAUUCCCACUCGACUUACAACAUUCACUGUUCUUAAAUGUACAAUUAUAAUCCCUGUGGCAGAAUUCAAUUUGCUAGACCACUUGAUGCCUGUAAUCAUGGGUGAGAAGAACUUAAGUGGACUGUUAAAUGCUGCAAGCUUCCAGCCCCUGCGGCCUUUACCUUCCAUCCGAAUUUUGGUGGAUAAGGUUAACUUGGAGUACUCAAUGCCAAUGUACGCCGAGCAACUGGUGCAUGUGGUCAGCAACCUCAGCCAGCCAUCUGACAACCUGCUUCAUUACUGUUACUCACACUGCUAUCUGAAGAUAUUUGGUUUUCAAGCAGCACUGACUUCUUUGGACAAUAAAGGAUUGUACUGCAUGCCUGUUUCAGUUAUCCCCUCAUUCAGUACUGCUGUUUAUGGCAAGCAGAUCAAGUUUCCUAAAUAUUGGACCAAGCGAGCUCGUGUCCCACUAACAGAAUGCAUAUUUGAGCUUCCUAAUUUAACGAUUCAAGCAACUAGAGCUCAAACCCUUUUACUUCAAACUAUUUAUCAGAGCUGGUGUCAUCCUGUUGGAAAUGUCAGUUCGGUGGUGGUAAAUGAAGCUUUACUGAAUGAGGUUUUCCAAACUUCAGGUGUGAAAUCUAAGAAUCCCCUGCCAACUCUUGAGGGCUCAAUCCAGAAUGUUGAAUUGAAGUACUGCGGCACAUCAUUGGUCAAAUGUGCCUCUGGGACCGUGGGAUCAAUAAAAAUUUGUGCCAAAGCCCCAGGUGAUGGUGGAAAAGAGAAGCUGAUUCCUUUAAUUCAAGGCCCUUCUGACACCAGAGACUUACACAGCAGUAAAUGGCUCAAUGAGAGCAGAAAGCCAGAAUCUCUCUUAGCUCCAGAUUUGGUAGCCUUUACAAUUCAAAUUCCACAGUAUAUGGACUACUGCCAUAAUUCUGGUGCAGUACUCUUGUCCAGCAUACAGGGAUUAGCAAUUAAUGUUGAUCCAGUCCUGUAUAGCUGGCUCAUCUACCAACCGCAGAAACGAGCUAGUAGACACAUUCAACAGCAGUCUGUUGGAACUGUUCCGCUUGGUGUGUCAGUAACUCGAAAAAAAGAGGAUGAAGCAUCAGUUGGAAGUGCACCUUUGGCAAGGCAGCAGUCAAAUCAAGCCUCUGAGUAUGCUAGCAGUCCUGUCAAAACAAAAACAGUAACAGAAUCUCGUCCUUUGUCACUUCCUGUGAAAACCAUGCUGAACUCAUCUGAAAGCUGCAGAAGUCCUGAAGAAAGAAUGAAGGAAUUUAUUGGAAUAGUGUGGAAUGCAGUUAAGUGCCUUACACUUCAGCUUGAAGUGCAAUCUUGUUGUGUAUUCUUUCCGAAUGAGAGCCUGCCUUCCCCAAGUACUAUUGUAUCGGGCGACAUUCCUGGGACUGUGCGAAGCUGGUACCAUGGACAAGCCAGUAUGCCUGGCACACUUGUUGUCUGCUUGCCCCAAAUAAAGAUUAUGAGUGCUGGACACAAACACAUGGAACCACUGCAGGAGAUUCCCUUUGUUGUGCUGAGACCUAUUCUGGAAGAAGGUGAUGCUUUUCCGUGGACUAUUAGUCUGCAUCAUUUCAGUAUAUAUACUCUUCUCGGACAACAGAUGACACUUAAUUUAGUGGAACCAAUGGGCUGUACUUCUACUUUAGCUGUUACUUCACAGAAACUGCUUGCUUCGGGGCCAGAAUCCAGACACUCAUUUGUUGUCUGCCUCCAUGUCGACCUUGAGUCCCUUGAAAUAAAAUGCUCCAACCCCCAGAUGCAGCUUCUAUAUGAAUUGGCUGAGAUCACAAGUAAAGUUUGGAAUAAAGUUCAGAGGAAAGGAAUUCUAUAUCAGUCUUCUGUCUAUACUGAAACCAUGACAGGACCUGUUCCUCCUAGCUCUCCAGUUAAAAGUAGCAUUGGUACCGCUCCACCAGAUACCAGCACAUACAGCCCAUCUGCUGACAUUGGGACCACUACAGAGGGUGAUUCUCUUCAGGGUGGAGAUGAUUCUCCGUUCUCAGACUCCAUUACCUUGGAACAAACAACAAGUAAUAUUGGAGUCUCAAGUGGACGUGUCAGCCUAUGGAUGCAGUGGAUGUUGCCAAAAAUUACUAUAAAAUUGUUUGCUCCUGAUCCUAGAAAUAAUGGCACAGAGGUUUGUGUUGUCAGUGAAUUAGAAGAUCUCAGUGCCUCAGUGGAUAUGCAGGAUGUUUAUACCAAAAUCAAAUGUAAAAUAGAAAGCUUUAAUAUUGACCAUUACAGAAACAGCUUUGGGGAAGAUUCUUGGUCUCUGGGGCAAUAUGGAGGUGUGUUCCUUUCCUGUACUGACAAGCUGAACAGACGUACCUUGUUGGUUCGACCCAUCAGCAAGCAGGACCCUUUCAGUAAUUUCUCUGGCUUCUUCCCCUCUACAACUGCAAAACUUUUAGAUGGCUCACACCAACAGCAUGGAUUUCUUUCUCUCACUUACACCAAAGCUGUGACAAAAAACGUCCGGCAUAAACUGAUAUCAAGAAAUGAGCGAAGAACAUUCCAUAAGCUAUCAGAAGGUCACACUGAUGGUUCUCCUCACUUUCUUCAUGAGAUCCUUCUCUCUGCUCAAGCCUUUGAUGUGGUCCUCUGUUUUCCUUUGCUUAAUGCGAUUGCAAGUAUUUUUCAAGCCAGGUUGUCAAGGAGCCAAAAGGAGAAAAGAAAAUCACCAGGCCAACCUAUGAGGACUCAUGCUCUAACUUCCCGCAACUUGCCAUUGAUUUAUAUCAACACUGGUGUAAUAAGAGUCUUCUUUCCCAAAAAUGAGGAAGAUCAUCAUACUACAGAAGCUAAUCCAGCAAUUAAAGAAGACACUUUGGUUCUCAAGAUUGGAUCUGUCUCUAUGGCUCCUCAGGCUGACAACCCCCUUAGUAGAGCUGUGCUCAGAAAAGACAUUUAUCAGAGAGCACUGAAUCUAGGAAUACUUCGAGACCCUGGAUCAGAGGUUGAAGACAGACAAUAUCAAAUAGAUCUUCAAUCUAUAAACAUUGGUACUGCUCAUUGGAAUCAGUUGAAACCAGAGAAGGAAAAUGGAAAAGGAGGGGUUUUGACAGAGAGUGAAAGAAAUUCUCAAAAUCCAGCACUUGAAUGGAACAUGGCCAGUAGCAUAAGGAGGCAACAGGAAAGGAGAGCAAUUUUAACUCCAAUUUUAACUGAUUUCACAGUUCGAAUAACUGCAGCUCCUGCAAUUAUUUUUACAAAAAUUGACACUACAGAGAAUUUACACCCAGAGGAAAUCUUGGUAUGUGGUCAUUCUUUGGAGGUGAAUGUGACAACAAACUUGGAUUUCUUUCUCAAUGUAGCUCAAGUACAACUUCUUCAGCAGCUGGUACAAGCCAAUAUGGUUGGACUGGAACCUUCCAGUAGCACUACCGAGGUUUCCAAACAGGAGCAGAAAAGAAUGGAUGUGUCUGAUGGAGGAACAGUUGAGACUUCUUCCCGUUAUAGUGGCGCACAGGACAGUGGAAUUGGCAGUGACAGUGUUAAGAUCAGAAUUGUUCAGAUCGAGCAGCACAGUGGUACUAGCCAGCACCGCAUUGCCCGUCCUUCCCGCCAGUCUUCCAUUGUGAAGAAUCUCAAUUUCAUUCCCUUUGACAUUUUUGUUACAGCAAGUCGCAUCUCCUUGAUGACUUACUCAUGCACUGCCUUACCUAAAUCAAAAUCAGUACAAGAUCGGAAAGAUGGUGAGAAAAUAAGCAAAAGCUCCUUAAAUCUUCCAGAAGCAGGCUCAGGUGGCAGCCAUGGUACCAAGAAGCCCAGUCAGCCAUGCAUUUCCUCCGUCACAGCAGAUGAUCUUUUGAACAGUAACAUUCCUAUGUCUACUGGGAGAAAAACGGGUCUUUUGUCACUGGAAAGUCUGCAUGCUUCCACAAGAUCGUCUGCUCGACAAGCCCUGGGUAUAACUAUUGUUCGGCAGCCUGGCCGCAGGGGAACAGGGGACAUAGAACUGCAGCCGUUUCUCUACCUCGUGGUGUCACAGCCCUCUGUGCUCCUGAGCUGCCACCACAGAAAGCAAAAGGUAGAAAUAUCAGUGUUCGACGCUGGUCUUAAAGGAGUAUCCUCAGACUACAAGUGUACAGAUCCUGGGAAGACUCUACCAGAAGCUCUGGAUUAUUGCAAGAUCUGGUUGCAGACAGUAGCAGGAGAGGUAGAUGCUAAAAGUGGUAUUCCACCUCCUUUUAUCACUGUGCAAAUUAAAGACUUCCUUAAUGGACCAGCUGACAUAAAUGUGGACAUAUCAAAACCUUUAAAAGCAAAUCUCAGUUUUGUCAGACUUGAUCAAAUAAACCAGUUUUUUAAGCAAAUUGUAACCACAAAUGAUGAUGAGCCCAGGAAGGAGGCUGCUCCACCAGCUGGCAUUAUUCCAGAUGAAGAUGUCACUUCAAUAACCAAGCACUCCAGUACAAAGGAUUUCCUACCUGCUGCACACACCAAUGCUGUGCAAAAGGCUUCAGUACAAGAAAAUUUGUGGCAGGCCCUUUCCUGCUUCCAGAAGAUUUCCAUUCACACUGUUCAAGUGGUUAUUUUGAUGGAAACCAUCCCACAUCCCAGUAAACCUUGUUUGUUAGUCUCUUUAUCAAACCUCACUGGGAGCCUGAAUAUUAGAAGUGGACAUAAAAGUGCAGGAAUCCAUGGAUCAUCUUUUGUCCUUGACAUAAAAGAUUUCCUACUUAAAACAAGUCUCAAAGAAAGAGCCAGAUCUCUGAUGGGCCCUUUUUGCUGCUCUGUUAAUGUGGAAGCCAAGUGGUGUAAGCACAGUGGUGAUCCUGGCCCAGAGCAAUCUAUUCCAAAAAUAUACAUCGAUUUGAGAGGAGGACUGCUGCAGGUUUUCUGGGGUCAAGAGCAUUUGAACUGUUUAGUUCUUCUCCGGGAGCUUCUGUGGCAGUACCUUACUAAUAAGAGCAGUGUAGAGACAUUCGUAUCUGAACGUAUGCACCCCACUUGUUUUUCCAUGGAAAGGAAUCAAGCCUCAAAAACUGAGCAUACCUCAGAUGAUCUGAGAACAGGCCUGUUCCAGUAUAUACAAGAUGCAGAAGCACAAAAAUUGCCCAGUGCCUAUGAAGUUGUGUUUUACAAUGAAACUGAGGAUAGUCCAGGAAUGAUGUUGUGGAGGUACCCAGAACCCAGAGUGCUCACUCUUGUGAGAAUUAAUCCUGUUCCUUUUAAUACCACUGAAGACCCAGAUAUCAGCACUGCUGACCUUGGAGAUGUUCUUCAGAUUCCUUGCAGCUUGGAGUACUGGGAUGAGCUUCAGAAAUCAUUUGUUGCAUUCCGGGAAUUCAGUCUAUCAGAAAGCAAAGUCUGUGAACUACAGCUGCCCAGUAUCAACCUUGUGAAUGAUCAGAAAGAGCUCAUAGCCUCCGAUCUGUGGAGGAUUGUCCUGAACAGCAGUCAGAAUGUGGCUGAUGACCAAAGCUCAGAAAGUGAAUCUGGCUCACAAAGUGCAUGCGAUCAGCUUGUAACCCCCACCGCGCUAGCAGCCUGUACCAGGGUUGACUCCUGUUUUACUCCGUGGUUUGUGCCAUCACUGAGUGUGUCGAUCCAAUUUACCUGUUUGGAAGUCCACCUCUGCCAUCAUCUUGAUCAGCUAGGCACAGCUCUGCCAAAGUUUCUGCAGCCAUUUUUAUCUGAUAAGAACAUGCCAUCUGAACUAGAAUACAUGAUAAUUUCCUUGGAUGAGCCUCAUAUAUAUCUUCGUCAGUGGAGCGAUGAGUCGAUGUUCCAGGAGAUACAGUUUUCAGCUCAAGCUGACUGUAAACUUUUGGAGUGCCGAAACGUGACUAUGCAGAGUGUUGUGAAACCUUUCAAAAUCUGGGGGCAGACUGCUCUUUCAAGCAGCACAGUGGGAAGACUAUCGGACUGCACGAUAAUGGUGGACCCCAUUUUCAUCAACUUUGGCCAAUAUGCACUUCAUUCUCUAAAUAAAGCAAUUCAAGCUUGGCAGCAGAACCAAUGCCCUGAGGCAGAGGAGUUGGUCUUCAGCCAUUUUGUGAUCUGUAAUGACACACAAGAGACACUGCGGUUUGGCCAGGUGGAUACGGAUGAAAAUAUUUUGCUGGCUAGUCUCCACAGUCACCAGUACAGCUGGCGCUCUCACAAGUCCCCGCAGCUGUUACACAUCUGUAUUGAAGGCUGGGGAAACUGGCGGUGGUCUGAACCAUUCGGUGUGGACAAUACAGGGACUUUUAUUCGUACCAUUCAGUACAAGGGCUGGACAGCAUCACUUAUAAUCAAGGUUCAGCAGCUCAGUGGAGUGCAAAAGCAAAUCCUAAUCUGUGGAAGACAGACAGUCUGUAGUUACCUUUCCGAAAGUAUUGAACUGAAAGUGGUUCAGCACUACAUUAGUCAGGAUGGACAGGCCGUUGUUAAAGAACACAUCAACUGCCUUGCAGCCAAGCAGAAGUUGCCUUCAUAUGUCCUAGAAAACAACGAGCUGACCGAGCUGAGUGUGAAAGCUACAGGAGAUGAAGACUGGUCCCAGGACGUCUGUCUAAGUUCUAAACAUACAGAACACAGCACUGUCAUUCAGGUACCAUCUUCAAAGAGUUCAAUUACAUAUGUGUGGUGCACAAUUUUGACUUUAGAGCCCAACUCUCACGUGCAGCAACGAUUAAUUGUUUUCAGCCCUCUUUUCAUUGUAAGGAGCCAUCUUCCAGACCCAAUUAUCAUACAUUUGGAGAAAAGAAGUCUGAGACUGAAUGAAACACAAGUCAUUCCAGGGAAAGGACAAGAGAAAGCACUGCAAAAUAUAGAGCCUGAUCUUACACACCACCUGACAUUUCAAGCCAGGGAGGAAGACGAUCCAUCAGAGUGUGCAGUCCCUAUCUCAACCACACUAAUUAAACAGAUAACAACUAAAUCCCAUCCAGGUGGCAAUGUCAGCCAAAUACUGUCCGAGUUCUAUGGCACUGCUAAUCCUCCCCAGCCUGCAUGGCCAUAUAAUAGAAAGGAUUCAGACAGCAACGAACAGCUGUCCCAGUGGGAUAGCCCAAUGCGGGUAAAGCUGUCAGUGUGGAAACCGUGUGUUAAAACGCUGCUGAUAGAACUGCUGCCCUGGGCUUUGCUUAUCAAUCAGUCCAAGUGGGACCUCUGGCUGUUUGAAGGAGAGAAGAUCGUUCUUCAAGUACCUACUGGGAAAGUAAUUAUACCUCCCAACUUCGAGGAAGCUUUUCAGGUUGGAAUAUACUGGGCAAAUACUAAUACUGUGCAUAAAUCAGUGGCAAUUAAACUGGUUCAUAAUGUGACCUCCCCGAAAUGGAAGGACGCUGAUAAUGGGGAAGUAGUAACGUUGGACGAAGAAGGUUUUAUUGAAGCUGAAAUAAAACUUGGUGCUUUUCCAGGUCAUCAAAAGUUGUGUCAAUUCUGCAUUUCUUCGAUGGUUCGACAAGGUAUACAAAUUCUACAGAUAGAAGAUAAGACAACAAUAAUCAACGAUACAUCAUAUCAAAUCUAUUAUAGGCCACAGCUUUCUGUUUCCCAACCCCACUCAGGAAAAGAGAGCUUCCACUCACCAGACAGUACAGUGUUCAGCAUCAGUCCAGCUGGGGCACCACCCAGUGAGGGGCUGAGUGCUGUGCCCUGCUGGGACCUGAUGUCGGACACCAGUUCCUUAAAUUCAGGAGCGCCUCCUUCUGAAAAACGCAUGUUGCUGAGUUUCAGUCCAGGCAGCUACGGUGCGAGCUGCGAGCUGUGGAGCCUACCAGCUGUCAUUAAACAAGAGCUUGCUAGACAGAGCGUGGCAGUGCCCACAGGGGUUUGUACUGAAAGUGGAUUUUGUACCAGAGCUAUAGCACUGACUUAUCAAGAGCAUCUUGGCGUGACAUACCUAACACUUACAGAAGAUCCUAGUCCUCGUAUAAUUAUCCAUAAUAGGUGUUCUGUUCCAUUGCUUGUGAAAGAAAACUUGAAAGAUACACCGAAGUUUGAAGUUUACUGUAGAAAGAUUCCAGCUGAAUGUUCGGUUCAUCAUGAACUUUACCAUCAAGUCUCCAGCUACCCGGAUUGCAAAACAAGAGAUUUGUUGCCCAGCAUUCUGCUGAAAGUGAUGUCAUCCGAUGAAUUAGUAAAUGAAUGGAGUGAUUUUGUGGACAUCAACAAUCAAGGAACACAAAUUGUGUUCUUAACUGGCUUUGGCUAUGUUUAUGUGGACAUUGCCCAUCAGUGUGGAACAAUAGUCAUAACCUUGGCCCCAGAAGGAAGAGCAGGACCUGUCGAGAUCAACCUCAACAGAAUUCAAGAGCAGACCUUGUCACUGAAAGUGUUCAUCAGUCAGUUAAGUCUUGCUGCUUUUGAUGAUAUUACAAACCACAAAGUGUCAUCUGAACUUCUGCGUCUCACAGCAGACAACAUUUUCCUCCACAUGGCCCCAACCACCAGCUACCCGAGACCCCUGUCACAGGAGUUCCCACGGGAUGCCAUAGAAGGCCUCCCACAAUUUCAUAGUCUCCAAGUGUAUUGUGAAGACUUGCAACUGGACAAUCAGUUGUACAGCAAAUCCAAUUUCCAUUUUGCAGUUCUGCUGUGCCAAGGAGAGAAAAAUGAGACCAUGCAGUGGUCCAGAGUGAACAACCUCGUUGUUUGUAACAAAGAUUUGGAAAGCUAUAAGGAAAACUGCUUUAUAAAACUCUGCAUUGUUUUUUCCAAGGAAGAGAAUUUCAUGUUUCACAUCAAUGACCUCAGCUUUGAGCUCAAACCAGCUAGGCUGUAUGUGGAGGACACCUUCAUUUACUACAUUAAGACUUUGUUUGAUACAUACCUUCCAGAAAACAAAACUGCUUGUCAGUCCAUGAAUACUUCAGAUACUACCCUGACACUGCCUGGACAAGUGAGAGAGCAUGCAAGAGCUUUAGUCAAGCCAGUGAAGUUAAGAAAAUUAACAAUACAACCUGUUAAUCUCCUUGUCAGUAUUCAUGCUUCAUUGAAACUGUAUAUAGCCUCAGAUCACACCCCUCUCUCCUUCUCUGUAUUUGAGCGAGGACCCAUCUUCACCACUGCCAGGCAACUUGUCCAUGCUUUGGCCAUGCAUUAUGCUGCUGGAGCACUUUUCAGAGCAGUCUGGGUUGUCGGUAGGCAUCACCUCUUCUCUGAAGAGAUUCUCAUCUCUUCACUACACGUGCGUGAGGUGUUCGCUGUUUGGCAAGUCAGCGUUGCUGCCUGUGCCUACAAAGUCACAGUGAGAACAGUUCCUUUGAUUCUGCUGUGAAUUCUGGUUUAACAGUUCAGUGGUGCUGAUGCGUGCUGCUUUCGGUGUCUUUCUUACCUUGCCACUUCUGAUGCAGUGGUUUGCUCGGCUGCUAGCUGUAUCUAGCUUAGAUCUUCUGUAUGCUGGCUUAGAUCUUCCUGCUUCUGCAAAAGCUAACUUUAAAAUGGAUCAGUGCUUUUGCUGAGAUUGGAUGCACCGAGUGUUCGCCAGUAAGAGCAUAAAACCUUCAUUUUCAUCUUGAAAGAUCUCUAAGCCAUUUGAAUACUGAGGUUUUGGAUGAAUUAUCUUCUUUUAAUGGUAGAAGAAUGUUAUAUUUCUACACUUUUGGGAAAUAAUGUUUUUAUUGUAUUAAAUUCUUAAGUGGAAUCAUAUGAGAGAUCAUUUCAAGAACGAACAUGCGUGUCCCGGUUGUUUUGUUUAUAAAAGUGCGUCAGGUAGUUCGUAGACUGCUAUACCAGAAAUUCACCCGUUUCAAAUAUAAGAAAAGAACAUGUAAAAGCCCGUGAAGUGUGAAGUGUGCCAAAACGUAGGGGAGGCUUCAGCACCUUCAGUAAAUUCCUAACUUUACUGAAGUCACUGAGGAGUUUUGCCGUUGAUUCCAGCAUAGCAAGGACUUCAUCUGUGUCUUGACGGCACUUGGAUUUUUCUGUGAAAGCUUUCUUUUAGUGCUGAAUUCUCUAUUUACAUUUAUUGUCUUUCCACUAACCUCAGUUUCACAGCGCACUGUUGACUGAAGUUGCCUUCUCUCACCACAGAGCUACAUGAGGCAUUACUUAAAUUUUGAUGCAAGUGGGCAAAGCUGAGCUUUUUUAUUCCUGAGUGCUGAGUGCUUGCUGGAGGCGCAUAUCAGACUGAAUCCAGACUAUCCUGCUCAGUCCAGAGCUACUGUCCUGGAGGGAAGAGGAAGAUAAUUUGUUCUCCCUAAGGCAUUUGAUGCACUCAACCCAUCCUAACCCUGAUUUUAACACCAGCCCAGACCUUUUUUCAUUAGGCUGCAGUGCGAUGGCUCUUGUCUCUGUAUCUGGCUAUCCACGGGUAAGGAGCGGGCUGCUGCUCUGGGGAGAGGGCUGCUUGCCCAAAGGCUGCUGCAAGAAGGUGAUGAGGCAGAGGUGCUGCCUGUCUGGAAGAAGAGAAGGGAAGGGACAGGGAGCCUAAUUCUAGUCCCCACUGCUGCUGCAGCUGAGAAUGUGCAGGAUUUCUGGGCAAGUGGCUCCCGUACACGCAGAGCCCAACCCUACGUGGCAGGUGCGGAGUCCAGCGUUCCCACAUACACUUUUUGGUACAUGCCGUAAAUGUGACCUGCUUUGGAGGUGCUGGACCAAAUAACAUGGUUGUUUCUGGAGUUCUGGAUAGAAAUAUGGGAGUUCUACUCCGGUGGCAUAGCAGUGCCAGGAGCUGUAAGCCUUGAGCCACUCCACCUCGGUACAGAAUCUCUUUUGCUGAUGCCAGCUCUUGAGAACACAGUGAAAAUCUAUGGCAUGAUAAAAGCGGUGAGGAGUGCCUGUGCCCCAGGUGGAGCAAAGUCAGUGACGGCAACACAGCAAAAGCUGAGCGAUGUUGUACAAAACAGACCUGGCAAAAUAUUCCUUCAGAAUGCAGGUGCUGAUGCUGAAAAUUUGUGUGAAAAUUUAAAGAAAUGUGUGAUAAGGAGGAGCAGUUAAAAGUAAGGCAGACAAGAGUAAGCAAGUUUAAUGGUUUUUUUAUGCUAAGGCACCUACACAAUACAAGAUUACAAAAGCUUCAUAAAGUUUUUGUAAUUACCGGGACUUAAGUAAUAUUCUUUUGCAAGUGAUGUUUAUUAGUUUUUUGCCUUGCUGGAUUGGGAAAUUUCAUACUUAGUGAUUUCCUUUCUGCAGCUGAGCACGUCAGUUGUGUGGUGCUUGGGGUGCUUUGUGGUACAAAGGGUGGACAUUCAGUUGCACGCUCAGCUUCAGUGAGUGAGCUCAAUAGAAACUGGGUAUCACAUUAAAAACAGACCAGCAUUUUACUAGCGAAAUAGUGUACAUUUAUCAGUAAAGGAUACACAUACAGAAAUUGGAAUGAAUUUCUUCAAGAAGCGUUUACGGGUGAUGCAAGCGGGCACCGGUGCUGGUGGGAGCCAGAGCCUCCCCUUCGGCUCCCCAACAAGAGCUGCUAAAAACUCUGAACGUGAUGAAGGAAAGGAACCUUAGGAGCAGCAGCUGUGACUUGCAGGGGAGCUGCCUCAGGCCUACACCUAAAGAGACACGACUCAUAAACAUUAGUGGCAGGCCACCUUGUUGCACUGAAGAUGUCCUCAGCUGAGGUGCAGGCACAUCUGUACGUGUACAUUAGUAAAGAUGGCCAGAAUUUUUAGCUGGAAAAUGCCCAGUCAGGUCAACCAAAAUAUUACAGAGAGUUUAGCAAAAUAGAGGUAAUGUUACCAAAUGUAAAUUAUGUUUAUUUUUCUGAUCAAUUAGUCAAAGAUCCUAGAAGUAAUACAUCAAAUUGAAACAUUUUGUUUCAGCAUUAUAAAAAUCCACUUUUUUGUCUUACUGCUCAGAAAAAUAAUUGCCAAAAGUUUUGUUUUAGCUCUGUCCGAAACAGUUUCUCCCCUUCCCUCUCCUCAGCUUCUUGGAACUGUUAGGAAACCAAACAUGAGUUAUUCUACAGCUGUAAUCACCAGAGAUAUUAUAGAGCAUAUUUUGACUCCUUCAGCAAUAGGUUUGCCUGAUGGUUUGUUCAUCUCACAACAUAUAACUUAAUCCAUCUGGCUAGGAAGAGCCUGGAUGGAUUCUUGAAAACUCCAGCACUGACAACAUUGUUAUUGAAAGGGAAGCAUUAAUUGUACUUGGAUCAUCUUCCAAAGUAAUUGAGACACUGCUUGCUUCCAGACACAUCAAACUCAAAAGGCCUGCUCUUCCAGCUGUUCUUGGUGUAGCUCGUAACAUCAAGAUGACAGGAAAAAAUUGAAGGACCCUGGAAUCUCAGAUAUUCCAGAAUUUCUUUGUGAUGAUCUGCAACAGGGUUUUCAUGGUAGUGCUACAUGUUAUCAUCUCUGGAGCUGAAAACCAGUCUCUGGAUUUUAUAAAACAGUGAAAAAAAACCUUAAAGAACCAGAUCUUAGUCGGUGCGCACAAAGCAGCCCAUCAGUGCCACGUACACAUCUGGACUGCACAACAAAGGUGCUGGUAGCUACCAUAGAGUCAGAAUUGCUGAAGGCUUACUCUUUGUAAGCCGUAAUGGGAGGUGUUUUAGGACAAUUCUGGAGUUCUUAACCCAAAAGUAUGGCCUCCUAGCAUGAAAGGACAUGGUAUCUUUAAGAUGCCUCUAGCAGGUGCAUUAAGCAGCCCUUGAUUAAGGUUUGAUUCAUUGAAUGGUCUGGCUGUUAACAUUGUAGUUGUUCAAAGCAGUGGGUUAAGACACUCAGUGACAGUUUUAGGUCCCAUGUAGGAAAAAACGUACAAUAACAGCAAUUCCAAGUUUCUGUUGUCUUGGCAAUAUAAGCUAGACUGAAACUGGCUGGAGAAGCACAUGGUUGCAGAUGAAGUCAUCUGGAAGCAGGCAGGGUCCCAGUUACUUUGGAAGACCAUCCAAGUGCAGUUAAUAUUUCCUCCUGAAUAAUUAAGCUGUAUCUGUGGGAUAUAGCCUGGGGCUGGAUGACGAGUAGGUGGGUGAGAUGCCAGCACCCUUUCCAUCUCCUUUGAUCACUUGGGUCCUUUGGUCAGUGUGGAGGCAGAGCUAUAACCAGCGUCCCCUGGGUUUCCCUCCCUAGAAGCAGACAUCAGGAAAAAGCGUGGAGCCACCUACGUGCAAGAUUUACCCCAUAACUUAAAAUCUGGUUUACGUAGGUGGUACAUUAACGUAUUUCUCUCCUUUCGAGUGGCAAAACAGAUUGACUGCUGAGGUUCUUUUUCUGUGCCACCAGACUGACGACACAGUAGAGACACCAUUCUCUGCUGUUAGCUCUGCUGCAGCAACCUGCCUUCUGCUUUUCUUCCAUCCCUUUAAGGUCAUCCAUGGAAACCAUGCUCUCCUCUGCCUAUUUCCUCAUUUCUGUUGUUUCUAGGCAUAGACCCCAACCUUGAGCUUCUAGGCUUGUUCAUGCAGCCUGCUUUCUUUAGCAUUUUUUGUGGUGGUGAUUGAAAACAGGAGUGUUUCUACUUGCCGAGCAGCAAAUCCAUCUCCAAAGGCACAGUAAAAAACCAGAGGGGAAUGUUUUGAUGUGGGUGUGACAUAUGUCACUGUCUAUCAAUCAUAUUAAUUCUUUCUUCAAAUAAGCAGUGUUUUGUUUAAAAUGAGCCUUGCAGUCCAGAGAUGUGACAACAUCUUGAUCGUGAAUGUUACAUUGAAUCCAAUGGCACUCUUUCAAAAUAUCAUCACAGGUAGUGAGGCGUGUGUAGAAGUCCCUGAAAGACAGUCAGAAGAGAGCAGUCUUUGAAUCCGCAGAGCAACGUCAGACAAGCAAAGACAUUUUAAACCCUGCAAAAAUGAAACCGGUCGGCAGUUCUCCAAGUGUAGACAAGGAAGCCUCAGAGCCUAGCCCUAGGACAGCUUCUGCCUUUUCGUUCAUUGUCAUAUUUUGGAAAUAACUUCUAUUUUGAAUGACUUUGCUAGUGAUAUCACUUGUAGCAUCCAUGGUGGCAUUCCUGAGAUGCGUCUUUUUGACUCCAUGCAGCUAGCUGCAUGCCUGCCUUCUCAAGCAAGACAUAGUCAUCUUCAAUUUCUUCUUCAGAUAAAGGGCACAGCAGAGUGAUCUUCCAAAGCCAGAUUUGCCCAUGGCUUUUCAUCUAAUAACCUUAUCUGGUUAGAACCAUAUGGUAGAUGCCACCUUUCUGUUGACCGUUACUUGUUUUACUGUAUUUUUUUCCACUAGAGGUAGGUUACUUCAUCGCUUUAAGCUCUUGCCUAGAGCCUUGAACCUCUACAUAUUUCAGCCUGUAAAGAGGCAUUUGUUCAGAGGAGUCCUUCCAACUCAUGGUGGUGGAAAAGGCAGUUUGUGUAGACACCUUAAUUUUUUCUCCAAAAACCACACACCCAAACCAUCUUUAGUUUAUGUUUUAAACAAAAAAAUA
Molecule: messenger RNA, 16349 nt
Organism: Falco peregrinus (peregrine falcon)
Lineage: Eukaryota; Metazoa; Chordata; Aves; Falconiformes; Falconidae
Gene: VPS13B
Product: vacuolar protein sorting 13 homolog B
Exons: 57
Coding region: 187-11316 (3709 amino acids)
Source: RefSeq, a predicted model, not a curated record